AUGUCAAAAAAAACAGUGAACAGUGACAAGCUGGCGAUUUCGCUGGAGAUCGCAACUCUUGCUGACGGUCUCGCUGAUGGUCUCACUAGAGGUUGUUUUGCUGGAAGUUGUGCUAAUGGUAUUGCUGCCGGUCUCGCUGGUGAUUUUGCUGUCGAUCACGGUGAUGGUAUCGCUGGAGAUCUCGCUGACGGUUUUUCUGGGAGUCUUGCUGGAGAUCACGCUGACGAUCUUUCUGGGAGUCUUGCUGGAGAUCACGCUGACGAUAUUUCUGGAGGUCGCGCUGGUGAUCACGCUGACGGUCUUUCUGGAAGUCUCGCUGGAGAUCACGCUGCCGAUCUUUUUGGAGAUCUCGCAGGAGAUCACGCUGAAAGUCUCACUGGAGAUCAGGCUAGCGAGGGGGUCAGCGGGACCUCCAGAAAGACAGUCAACGUGAUCACCAGCAAGACCUCCAGAGAGAUCGUCAGC
Messenger RNA from Cotesia congregata, 465 nucleotides. NCBI's taxonomy places the organism in Eukaryota, Metazoa, Arthropoda, Insecta, Hymenoptera, Braconidae. The record is from the annotation of a GenBank genome assembly.